Molecule: messenger RNA, 381 nt
Organism: Sorex fumeus (smoky shrew)
Lineage: Eukaryota; Metazoa; Chordata; Mammalia; Eulipotyphla; Soricidae
Gene: BATF3
Product: basic leucine zipper ATF-like transcription factor 3
Biological process (GO): regulation of transcription by RNA polymerase II
Cellular component (GO): nucleus
Molecular function (GO): RNA polymerase II cis-regulatory region sequence-specific DNA binding; DNA-binding transcription factor activity, RNA polymerase II-specific
Source: RefSeq, a predicted model, not a curated record
CCCGCCGCACCGCUGCCGCCCGGCAUGUCGCAGGGCCCGGGGGCCGGCGGCGUCCUGCACGCGCGCGCGGGCGCCCUGGGGAGCCAGCCGCCGCCGCAGAGCCCCCAGGACCAUGACAGGAAGGUCCGCAGGAGGGAGAAGAACCGGGUGGCCGCCCAGAGGAGCCGCAAGAAACAGACCCAGAAGGCAGACAAGCUGCACGAGGAGCAUGAGAACCUGGAGCAGGAGAACUCGGCGCUGCGCCGGGAGAUCAGGGCCCUGACGGAGGAGCGGCAGAGGCUGAACGAGGCACUGCAGGCGCAUGAGAGGCGCUGCCCGCUGCCCCCCCUCGGCUUCGCACCCACGCUCCGGCCUGGCCCUGCUGCCUGCCUGCCCAGCUGA